Molecule: messenger RNA, 501 nt
Organism: Entamoeba invadens IP1
Lineage: Eukaryota; Evosea; Mastigamoebida; Endamoebidae
Exons: 1
Coding region: 1-501 (166 amino acids)
Source: RefSeq, a predicted model, not a curated record
AUGUCUUCGAAAAUCACACUGAAUGGUGCGCCACUCACACCCGAAAUGAUACAAGAACAUAUUCAAAAUACUUCUGCGCCCCCAUCGAAUCGACAGUCAGGGAGUAGUGGAGACUGGGCUAAUUCAACAGACUCAUUGUUAGCACAAAACUCGAGUGGAGAGGAAACAUUGAGUAAACCCGUCGACAUCUUUCAAGAGUAUUUGGAUAACUUAAACGUGUCGUACGAGAAGUUUGAGAACUACGAAAACCUCGAGACGAAUGAAAUCAUGAUGGAAAUUCAUGUGACGAAGUGGGACAAAUGCUUUAUGAUAACGUUUUUCAUAGUUGGGAUAUUCUUUCCACCACUCUUAUUAGUUGGUCUCAUUGCGAAAAGAAAGUAUAAAAAUUCACAAAAGCUCGGUUCCAUUUAUCAGACAACAUUGUAUUUACUUUAUUUGUAUAUGCUGCUGUUUGCGUCGGCCGCAGUUGUUGCGAUUAUAUUUGGGUUCAUGCAAAUUUGA